ACUAACUAUUGUCGUAUCAACUUAACUUUAAAUUGCUUGUUCUAGCCAGACAUUCAUUCAUGGCUAGGAAGUGUGUACAGAUGCAUCUGAACAUCUACAUCUAAUUGAGUCAAAUAUGAAAUUCAGACAAGUCAUCUUCUUCUCCGCUCUGCCGUUUUUCGUGUCGGCUGCUAACAUUCUGGGUUUGAUGGGUGUUCCAUCCCCGUCGCAUCAUAACUGGAAUCGAAACAUCUUCUAUAAGCUAGCCGCUAGAGGUCAUAAUCUGACGAUUCUAUCGGCCGAUGUCGAUAGAGAUGCAACUCCUGGUGUGCAUUAUAUUUGGGCCGAAGAGGUCUACUCACAUCUAUACAACGGAUCACGCGGUUUUAACUUGAUGGAUAUGACUAAAGAAGGACCGUUCGAAGAAUUGCUUUCAUUUUAUGGUUGGCUUAGAAGGAGCUGCGAGGGAUACUACAAGUCGAAAGGAUUUCAAACUUUAUUGGAUUACCCCGAUGACUUUAAAUUUGACUUAAUUUUGGUGGACUAUUCAUGCGAACCGUGCUUGUUAGGCUUCAGUAAAAAAUUCAAUUAUCCGCCGACAGUGGGAGUGAGUGCAUUCAGUUUGCCACACUAUACGUACCAUUUUGUGGGUGGUCAUCGUCACUUUUCAUACGUACCACAUUUCAAUGCGGAAUACGAAAGUAAAAUGAACUUUAUCGAGCGUCUAGACAACUUUUUGUUGUACAUGUGGGACGAUUGGUUCUACUUAUACAAAUUCCUACCUCAACAAGAUGUAGCAAUGAAAGCUGCCUUUAAUGACCCGAAUCUACCGGACGUUCGAACUCUUUUGAGAAAAAUAAUUUUAGCUCUUUGCAACACACACUAUUCGAUUCAAAAAUCGGAACCGCUACCACCAAACAUUAUUCCGGUCGGAGGACUUCAAAUACAAGAACCCAAACCGCUAGACAAAGACUUAUUGGAGUUCGUUCAAGAAGCCAAGAAAGGUGUGGUCCUCUUCUCGUUAGGUACCAACAUGAGAAGUGAGUUUAUGGACGAGGCUCGUAAGAAAGCUUUCGUAGAAGCUUUCAGGCAGUUACCAGAUUACAAUUUCAUCUGGAAAUAUGAAUCUGACCUGGGAAUACAUUUGCCAUCGAAUGUAAAAAUUCUGGCUUGGGUGCGACAGAAUGAUAUUUUGGCUCAUCCUAGAACGAAAGCCUUCAUGUCACAUUGUGGACUGUUGGGAACUCAAGAAUCAGUUUGGUACGGAAUUCCUGUUGUUGGGAUCCCACUCUUUACCGAUCAGCAUCGUAAUAUGAAGAAUGGUGUCCGCGAAGGGACCACUGUUCAUUUAGAUUAUUUAACAUUAAGUGUCGAAUCUAUAAAGGCAGCUGUGACAGAAGCUAUAGAAAAUCCAAAAUACUUACGAAAUGCACAAAGACGUUCACGUCUGUUCCGCGAUCAACCAGAGACGCCGAUAGAUCGUGCCGCAUUCUGGGUCGAAUGGGUCAUGAGGCAUGCGGAUGAAUAUUCAGUAAUUCAGCUGCCGAUAAAUGAUUUGGGAAUCAUUGUGUCGCACAGUUACGAUGUCAUCGGUUUUUUGUUGGCCGUCCCGAUACUGAUUGUGGCGAUGUUUUUGUACAUUGUAAGGAGAGUGGUUAUGACGGUGAGAAAGAGUGAUGGGAAAACUAACGUCAAACAAAAGGAACAUUAGCAACUACACUUAGACAAGGCAUGGCUAGUAAUGUUUGUAGAACAUUCGGACACCAAAAGAUUUUUGUUGGUCCGUUUGUUGUUAAUGCCAAUUAGAC
Messenger RNA from Bradysia coprophila, 1787 nucleotides. Its product is annotated as UDP-glucosyltransferase 2-like. Lineage: Eukaryota; Metazoa; Arthropoda; Insecta; Diptera; Sciaridae. Gene Ontology annotation, molecular function: UDP-glycosyltransferase activity. The record is from RefSeq and is a predicted model, not a curated record.